AUGGUGCCUCCCUUGCAUCGCUCGCCCCUCUGCUCACGCUCUGCAAGCCCCUUUUCCUUUCCCUCAGCCCAGCCCCUGCUCGUUGCUGCCGCUUCCCUUGCCCCCUCAACUCCCCUGCCCCCCGUACACCCCACCCUCCCCCGGCUGCUAGUUUCUGCUCUCCACCCCCGCGACCGUGUGCGGCUUCCAACCGCCCAACGGUGUCCACAUCCCCCCUCUCAAUUCCACCUCACUGCACCAUACCCCUGCCUUUUGCGCACCACCAUUCCCGCCCCUUUCCCCCACUUCCCCGCCACGCCCCCCAACAGGCAGGCUUUUCUCCGUCCAGCCCCUUCUCUCCCUGCCCCCAGGUCCUUCGUGCACUGUCCUUUGUCAUCCCUGUCCCACUCCGUACCACCUCCCCCUCGCCCAGCUUCUCCCUAUCUCCACCCACAUGUUCCCCCACUUCCCUGCCCACAACCUUGGGCUGCACCUCUGCAUCCCGUCCUGCCAGGCCCUUCGGUGACCCACCUGCCGCCACCUGGCAGCACACCGCCCUUCCCACCCACAGCCAAGCUCUACAUCCCCUGCCCCUGCUCCCUGUGCUGUCCAGCCACCUACCCCAGCCUCCCUCUACCUUUCCCUGGCACCACACCGCCCAUCCUACCCCCAGCCAAGGUCUACACCCCUAGUCUCUGCUCCCUGUGCUGUGCUGUCCAGCCCCCUUUUCCAACCUCCCUCUGCACCAGACCACCUUUCUUUCCCCCAGCCAACCUCUACACCCCCUGUUACUGUCCUUUGUGCCUUCCAACCCCCCCCAGUCUCCCCCUUCUCGAGUACCCUCCAUAUUUCCUCCCCCCGUGGGGCUUGCCUCUCUGCUACUAUCGCUCUUUGCAGGGGAGGUGGGGGAGCGGGGGUGAUGUAGCGAGAGGUGAGCAGGGUGUGGGGAAGGGUGGUGGGACCGAAGUUGGGAGGGCGGGACAGAAUUCAACGGGAGGUUGGGAUGGGCAGGGGCAGCAGAGGCUGCAGAGGAAAGGGCAGCAGAGGCGGCACGGGAAGGGGCAGCAGAGGCUGCACGGGAAGGGGCAGCCGAGGCUGCAUGGGAAGGGGCAGCCGAGGCUGCACGGGAAGGGGCAGCCGAGGCUGCAUGGGAAGGGGCAGCCAAGGUCGCAAAGGAAGGGACAGCAAAGGCCACACAGGAAGGAGCAGCGGAGGCUGCAAUUGAAGGACAAGCAGAGGCUGGAGGGGAAGGGGCAGCAAAGGCGGCAAAGGAAGGGCCAGCAGCCGACAUGGAAAGGGGCAGCGGAGGCUGCAGAGGAAAAACAAGCAGAGGUUGCAGGGGUAGGGGCAGCAGAGGCUGCAGAGGAAGAGCCAGCAAAGGCUAUAUGGGAAGGGGCAGCAGAGGCUGCAGAGGAAGGGGCAGUAGGUGCUGCAAGGGAUGGGGCAGCAAAGGCUGCCGAAGACAGCAAAGGAGUCACUGCAGGUAACGGGGCAGCGAAGGUCGUCGUGGGUGCGGCAGAGGCCGCACCAGGGGCAGCAGAGGCAGCGUUUGGGAUGGCAGUAGCAAGUUGUAGGGCAGCGAAGCCUACAGCGCGAGUCUCUACCCCAGGGAGGGUUUCUACGGUAAGAAAGGCUUCAGAGGUGAGGGCAGCAGAGGGGAGUGUAGCAGGAGGAAGUGCAAUGGGAGGUACAGCAAGGGAAGGGGAUGCAGGGGCUGCAGAGCAUGGGGGUGAAUCAAAGGUGGGUGCAAGAGAAAGUGCAGCCCCGGCAGCAGCAGGAGAGAGCGCAUCAGGGGCUGCAACGAGGGAGGGGACACUUGAGGCUGCUUCGGCAGCGGUGGGGAAAAUAGCUAGGGCAGAAGACGCCUCCAUGGAAGUGAAAAGUGCUGCAGGAGGUGCUGGCAGUGACGAGCCAGCAGGGAAAGCAGGCGCAGGGGAGAGGGGGGCAGCAAGAACAAGGGAGGUAGAAUUCUCAAGGGGGGCCGGUGAUACAGAACAGGAGGCACACGAGAAUUUGAUGCACAUUGACGGCCCGCUGGUCGUCUACCUCACACUUGCCUCUGAGGCAAACCCAACCCCCCCGCAGCCUCAUGGCGAGAACCUCCCUCCCCCCCCAUACCCAAUCCCUCCCUGGCAGGUGGACCGAUGGAGGGGCU
Molecule: messenger RNA, 2134 nt
Organism: Closterium sp. Naga37s-1
Lineage: Eukaryota; Viridiplantae; Streptophyta; Zygnematophyceae; Desmidiales; Closteriaceae
Source: the annotation of a GenBank genome assembly